Hemiscyllium ocellatum (epaulette shark) is the source of this 4474-nucleotide messenger RNA. Its product is annotated as HEPACAM family member 2. The transcript is spliced from 5 exons. NCBI's taxonomy places the organism in Eukaryota, Metazoa, Chordata, Chondrichthyes, Orectolobiformes, Hemiscylliidae. The record is from RefSeq and is a predicted model, not a curated record. The coding region runs from base 131 to 940 and encodes 269 amino acids.
CUGAGUAUCGCCACGCCUGAGGAGCAGCCAGGCAGGAACUCCUGCGAGGCACACCGCGGCCGAACAGCUGCCCACUUCCACGCCGAGCGGUGACGGGAGGGUGGGAGGGCACGCUGUGGUUCCCCCCAGGAUGCUGCUGUUCCAAUACGGAGUCUCCCUGACACUGCUGUCCCUCUGGGCAGGGGCCAGGGGCCUGGAGUCGGGAGAGCGCCAGGUCUACGGGAUCCCUGGGACGCCCUUGCUGUUGGACAGGGGUCGAUCCGCACUGCCCCAGCACGAGAUCUACAGCCUGACCUGGAAGCGGGAAGGACAGUAUUCCCGACGGAUCCUCCAGUACGUGCUGGUCAGCGACAGGGUAUAUCCCGCCCGGUCCUACCGGAACCGAAUACGUUUCCACAAGGAAAAUGGUACCCUCGUCCUCCUCUCCUUCGGCUCUGAGGACGUGGGUCUCUACUGCCUCACUGUGACUGACGUCGGGGGCUCCGAGCUGACUUCCUGCAUCCGGGUGCUCCUGUACGCCUCUCCUUCUCCGGCAGAACAGGUCUCCGAGUUGGCUAUUGAGGUAUCUAGAAACCCCACCAACGUGACCUUCAGUUGCUCCGCACGGAAUGGGACAGAGGUCCGCUAUCACUGGCUCAAGGACGGUGAAGAUCUCUCGGUAACCAAUGACACGUUGAUAUCUGACGAUGGCCACCAGCUGUUGCUGACGUCAAUGGACCCAGUGCUUUGUGGGAUCUAUACCUGUCUCGUGACCAAUAAACUUGGCCAAACAUUGGUGAACAAGACUAUCUCAGGGUCGGAGGGGUUUGAACAGUGCACGCAGGUUCGGAAAGGGCGAGGUGUACAAACGAGACUCAGAAUGAUUGGAUUCUCUGUCAUCCUGGUGUUGGUGGCUGGUGUGUUUCUGAUGGUACUGCAGAGUCAAUCGAGUGGUCUUUGAGGUCAGAGUGCAUCGUGAUUGAACCAAUCCAGGUGGAAAAAGGUUUUUCCGACAUAUCUCCCGGGUCACAAAACAUCAAUCAAUAUUUCCCACCAUCCAGAUUCUCCCCUGAUUACAGUGAAUCCAACACCAUCUCCCUCUGUCCCGAAUCUGCCCAGAUCACUGUGGAUCCAACACCAUCUCCCUCUGUCCUGAAUCUGCCCAGAUCACUGUGGAUCCAACACCAUCUCCCUCUGUCCCGAAUCUGCCCAGAUCACUGUGGAUCCAACAGCGUCUCCCUCUGCUCAGACACUCCCCGAUCACUGUGAAUCCCAUAGCAUCUCCCUCUGUCCCGACUCUCCCCAGAUCACUGUGGAUCCAACAGCAUCUCCCUCUGCCCAGACUCUCCCCAGAUCACUGUGGAUCCAACAGCAUCUCCCUCUGCCCAGACUCUCCCCAGAUCACUGUGGAUCCAACAGCAUCACCCCCUGAUCAGACUCCCCCCUGAUCACUGUGGAUCCAACAGCGUCUCCCUCUGCCCAGACUCUCCCCAGAUCACUGAGGAUCCAACAGCGUCUCCCUCUGCCCAGACACUCCCCAGAUCACUGUGGAUCCAACAUCAUCUCCCUCUGCCCCGACUCUCCCCAGAUCACUGUGGAUCCCAUAGCAUCUCCCUCUGCCCAGAUUCUCCCCAGAUCACUGUGGAUCCAACACCAUCUCCCUCUGUCCCGACUCUCUCCAGAUCACUGUGGAUCCAACACCAUCUCCCUCUGCCCAGACACUCCCCAGAUCACUGUGGAUCCAACAGCAUCUCCCUCUGUCCCGACUCUCUCCAGAUCACUGUGGAUCCAACACCAUCUCCCUCUGCCCAGACACUCCCCAGAUCACUGUGGAUCCAACAGCAUCUCCCUCUGCCCCGACUCUCCCCAGAUCACUGUGGAUCCAACAGAUCUCCCUCUGCCCAGACUCUCCCCAGAUCACUGUGGAUCCAACAGAUCUCCCUCUGCCCAGACUGUCCACAGAUCACUGUGGAUCCAACAGCAUCUCCCUCUGCCCAGAUUCUCCCCAGAUCACUGGGGAUCCAACACCAUCUCCCUCUGCCCUGACUCUCCCCAGAUCACUGUGGAUCCAACAGUGUCUCCCUCUGUCCCGACUUUCCCCAGAUCACUGUAGAUCCAACACCAUCUCCCUCUGCCCUGACUCUCCCCAGAUCACUGUGGAUCCAACAGCAUCUCCCUCUGUUCCGACACUCCCCAGAUCACUGUAGAUCCAACAGCGUCUCCCUCUGCCCAGACUCUCUCCAGAUCACUGUGGAUCCAACAGAUCUCCCUCUGCCCAGACUCUCCCCAGAUCACUGUGGAUCCAACGUCAUCUCCCUCUGCCCAGACUCUCCCCAGAUCACUGUAGAUCCAACAGCGUCUCCCUCUGCCCAGACUCUCUCCAGAUCACUGUAGAUCCAACAGCAUCUCCCUCUGCCCAGACUCUCCCCAGAUCACUGUGGAUCCAACGUCAUCUCCCUCUGCCCCGACUCUCCCCAGAUCACUGUGGAUCCAACAGCAUCUCCCUCUGUUCCGACUCUCCCCAGAUCACUGUAGAUCCAACAGCGUCUCCCUCUGCCCAGACUCUCUCCAGAUCACUGUGGAUCCAACAGAUCUCCCUCUGCCCAGACUCUCCCCAGAUCACUGUGGAUCCAACGUCAUCUCCCUCUGCCCAGACUCUCCCCAGAUCACUGUAGAUCCAACAGCGUCUCCCUCUGCCCAGACUCUCCCCAGAUCACUGUGGAUCCAACAGUGUCUCCCUCUGCCCCGACUCUCCCCAGAUCACUGUGGAUCCAACAGCAUCUCCCUCUGCCCCGACUCUCCCCAGAUCACUGUGGAUCCAACAGAUCUCCCUCUGCCCAGACACUCCCCAGAUCACUGUGGUUCCAACAGAUCUCCCUCUGCCCCAACUGUCCACAGAUCACUGUGGAUCCCAUAGCAUCUCCCUCUGCCCUGACUCUCUCCAGAUCACUGUGGAUCCAACAGCAUCUCCCUCUGCCCCGACUCUCUCCAGAUCACUGUAGAUCCAACAGCAUCUCCCUCUGCCCAGACUCUCCCCAGAUCACUGUGGAUCCAACAGUGUCUCCCUCUGUCCCGACUCUCCCCAGAUCACUGUGGAUCCAACACCAUCUCCCUCUGCCCAGACACUCCCCAGAUCACUGUGGAUCCAACAGUGUCUCCCUCUGCCCAGACACUCCCCAGAUCACUGUGGAUCCAACAGCAUCUCGCUCUGCCCAGACAGUCCCCAGAUCACUGUGGAUCCAACAGAUCUCCCUCUGCCCAGACACUCCCCAGAUCACUGUGGUUCCAACAGAUCUCCCUCUGCCCCAACUGUCCACAGAUCACUGUGGAUCCCAUAGCACCUCCCUCUGCCCUGACUCUCUCCAGAUCACUGUGGAUCCAACAGCAUCUCCCUCUGCCCCGACUCUCUCCAGAUCACUGUGGAUCCAACAGCAUCUCCAUCUGCCCCGACUCUCUCCAGAUCACUGUGGAUCCAACACUACCUCCCUCUGCUCAGACUCUCCCCAGAUCACUGUGGAUCAAACAGAUCUCCCUCUGCCCCGAAUCUCCCCAGAUCACUGUGGAUCCAACACUACCUCCCUCUGCUCAGACUCUCCCCAGAUCACUGUGGAUCCAACAGCAUCUCCCUCUGCACUGACUCUCCCCAGAUCACUGUGGAUCCAACGUCAUCUCCCUCUGCCCAGACUCUCCCCAGAUCACUGUGGAUCCAACAGCGUCUCCCUCUGCCCCGACUCUCCCCAGAUCACUGUGGAUCCAACAGUGUCUCCCUUUGCCCCAACUCUCCCCAGAUCACUGUGGAUCCAACACCAUCUCCCUCUGCCCUGACUCUCCCCAGAUCACUGUGGGUCCAACACCAUCUCCCUCUGCCCAGACUCUCCCCAGAUCACUGUAGAUCCAACAGCGUCUCCCUCUGCCCUGACUCUCCCCAGAUCACCUUGGAUCCAACAGCAUCUCCCACCAUCCAAUGUGAUCUGGGGAGAGUCUGGGAAGAGGGAGAUGAUGCUAGAGCCACUGUGUCUGGGGAGAGUCUGGACAGUGAAAAACACUGGAUCUACAGAGGGAGAUGCUGGUGGAUCCACUAUGAUCUGGAGAGAGUCUGGAUAGUGGGAGAUGCUGUUAGAUCCAGACUCUCCCUAGAUAACAUUGCAUCCAACUGUGUCUCCCACCAUCCAGACCCUCCUCAGAUCGAAGAGGAUCGAACAGUGCCCUCCCGCCCCCCACUCCAGUCGCUCCCAGACCACAGUGGAUUGAAUGAUGCCUCUCCUGAAGACACCAGUAGAUACCCUGGAGAUGGUUUCCAUGCUGAGGGAGUGAGGUGGGAAGUCAGGCAAUGAAAGGAGCAGUCCUGCAGCCUCCCUGGAUAUGAUAUACAAAAGGAGGCCAUUCAGCCCAUCACAGUGGAAGUGCAGGAUAUUGAUCAGCCGUGCUUGUAAAUGCUUUAUUUUUGAUAUUGUUUGAGUAAUUUAUUGUACAGUAAUAAAACCAAUAACCAGUG